Messenger RNA from Nothobranchius furzeri (turquoise killifish), 1919 nucleotides. RefSeq names its product hexosaminidase B (beta polypeptide) (gene hexb). Gene Ontology annotation, biological process: ganglioside catabolic process; carbohydrate metabolic process; glycosaminoglycan metabolic process. The record is from RefSeq and is a predicted model, not a curated record. Gene Ontology annotation, cellular component: lysosome; membrane. Gene Ontology annotation, molecular function: beta-N-acetylhexosaminidase activity. NCBI's taxonomy places the organism in Eukaryota, Metazoa, Chordata, Actinopteri, Cyprinodontiformes, Nothobranchiidae.
CUCCUGCCUGCCCUGCCGGUUAGUCUUGUGACUUCUGUCUUUCCUGCCACUAUGGCCGCGCUACCUGUGUUUACAGUCGUCCUGCUGGCUCUUGGCUUCUCCCGGGGCUUCCAGCAUCACUUCGUCGAAGAGGAGCCGGAGCUUGUGGCUGGACCGUCCCAAUACGGAUCCCUGUGGCCUCUGCCGCAGAAAGUGCACAUCUCCGAUGUUUCAUUCAAGUUGAGCAGCUCCAACUUCCAGAUAACUGAUGCCAAAGAGUCCUCUGCGGGUCCGAGCUGCAACCUCCUGCAGAGCGCCUACAGGAGGUAUUAUGAGUACGUGUUCGUUGGUCCCAAGAAUCAGAAGAGGGGCAGAGACCAGCCGGCGGGCCCCUCGGAGGUGACAGAGCUCCAGGUGUGGAUCACAUCACCUGACUCGGACUGUGACAGCUUCCCCACCGAGUCUUCUGACGAGUCAUAUGAGCUGUCAGUAGAUCAGCCUGUUGCUGUCCUAAAAGCACCGAAGGUCUGGGGAGCCCUGCAUGGUUUGGAAACGUUCAGCCAGCUGGUGUAUGAGGAUGAAUUUGGAGCUAAAACCAUCAACUCAACAGUGAUCAGCGACUUCCCUCGGUUUGCACACCGAGGUGUUCUGUUGGACUCCUCAAGACAUUUCAUCCCAGUAAAAGUCAUCCUUGCUAAUCUGGAAACGAUGGCGAUGAACAAAUUCAACAUCUUCCACUGGCACAUCGUCGAUGACUCGUCUUUUCCUUACCUGAGCCAAACGUUUCCUCAGCUGAGCGAGAAGGGAGCUUACCACCCAUACACUCACGUGUACACACCCACAGAAGUGAAGAUGGUGAUUGAGUUUGCUCGUCUGAGAGGCAUUCGGGUCAUCCCGGAGUUCGACACUCCAGGACACACGCAGUCUUGGGGUAAAGGCCAGCCCGGACUGCUCACCCCCUGUUACUCUGGCUCCAAGCCUUCCGGCACUUUUGGACCGGUCAACCCCAUCCUGAACACCACGUACGACUUCAUGAGCCAGUUAUUCAAGGAGAUCAGCCUCGUGUUUCCCGACGCCUACGUUCAUCUGGGAGGUGACGAGGUGGACUUCACCUGCUGGAAAUCCAACCCAGACAUUCAGAAGUUCAUGGAGCAGCAGGGCUUUGGGCAGGACUUCACCAAACUGGAGUCCUUCUACAUUCAAAGACUCCUGGAUAUUGUCACAACUACCCAGAAGGGCUACAUGAUCUGGCAGGAAGUCUUCGACAACGGAGUCAAGCUGAAACCAGACACACUUAUCCACGUUUGGAAAGGAAACCAGCAGAGCUACCAGCGGGAGAUGGCAAAUAUAACAUCGGCAGGGUAUCGCACCCUGCUGUCCUCUCCCUGGUACCUGAACCGUAUCGCCUACGGCCAGGAUUGGCAGGCCAUUUACAAAGCCGACCCACAGGAUUUUAAGGGAACUGAUGAUCAGAAGAAGCUUGUGAUUGGUGGAGAAGCUUGUCUGUGGGGAGAGUUCGUGGAUGCUACUAAUCUGACUCCCAGACUCUGGCCUCGAGCGUGCGCCGUGGCUGAGAGACUGUGGAGCGCCAAAGAAGUCACCGACACCAACGACGCCUUCAACAGGCUGGCUGUGCACCGCUGCCGUUUGGUCGAGCGCGGGAUUCCAGCUCAGCCUCUGUACACCAGCUAUUGUCCACGAGAGUACAAGGGUAUCUGAAAGCAGCCGAGGCCCGGGGGACGGGAAAGGGACGCGAGUCAAAACGUCUGCCUCGCGGUUGCUUUAGAGCUAAACGUGAGAACUCGGAUGCCAAGCUGAUGCCGAUUAAAGCGGGUUUGCACUGAUUAAAAAAAAGUCUUUACGGAACUCUAAUCUGUUUUUAUGACAAAGUGUGAUUUUCUGUAUUUUUAAAACUGUCAAUAAAAAUGUUGACAUUUUAA